CGAGACCCUUGAGCGUGCCCGCCUGGAGCAGACAGCCCUGCGACAAAGGACACACUGGCCACAAUGUGGCGGGUGAGUCACUUGGGGUCUGCCUUCCCCCGCGCAACGCUGGAAAGCCUCAGCCACAGCCAUGACUUCAUCGCCUGACUGACAGCUGCGACGGGCGCUCCAGGGCAGGAAGGGCCCCGGACGUGACACUCCAGGCCUGACUUUGACAGCCAGCCCGGUUUCGUGGUAGUGGCGGCCAUUCAGAGUCAAGCCGUCAGGAAAGCUCCGUCCCGGCGCAUCUUCCUCCUAGCCGUCUUCAUCUACGUACAUCUUGCAUCUCCUAGUUGCCCUGGUCGUCCUGUUCCACCAACAAUCUUACCUCUCCGUCACCAGCAGAUCCGACCCGUGCCCCUCUCACGAGACCUUCAAGAUGGCGACGGGCGCCCCACCCAACUACUAUGCGAUUCUCGACAUCUCAGAGACAGCUUCGAACCAGCAGAUUCGCGAGGCUUACAAGCGCGCUGCGCUCAAGACACAUCCAGACAGAGUUCCUGCCGACUCACCAGAGCGCGCCAGCCGCACACGCAAGUUCCAGCUCGUGAACGACGCAUACUACACCCUCUCAGACUCGGCCCGGCGACGCGAGUACGACGCUCAGCGCAAGCUGUUUGGAGGCAGCAGGGCAAAGCCGCAGCCAAAACCUAGCACCGGCGCCCACACCCAAGGGGGCGUGCCUGGCUCAUUCUCCGACGAUGACUGGGAGGAAGCCUUUGACGAGGAAGUGCCGCCAGGAGGGACUGGAACCCAGCCCAAUGGCUUCUACAGCUGGGCGUGGAACUACUUUACCGGGCAGGCAAACCCCGACAACACGCAGCAGGCUCGCCAGGAGACAGAGAAUGCACAGUUUGGUGACGUGUUCGAGGAGAUGCUCCGGGAAGAGGGCAUGGAGGAAGCCCGCAGUCAGAACGGGGGCAAGUUCUGGGGCGUCGCUGGUGGCGCGGCCGGCGGUGUCCUCGGAUUCAUCGUGGCCAAUUUCCCUGGUGCCAUAGGUGGUAUGGUGGCCGGCAACAGACUUGGCGCCAUCCGCGACGCAAAGGGCAAGAGCGUUUAUGCUGUCUUCCAGGAUUUGCCGUACGACGAUCGUGCCCGGCUGCUAGCACAGCUUGCCACCAAGGUCUUCAGCCACGCUGUUGGUGUAUGAUUCAGCCUCGGUGGCUGUAUCUCAGUACUGGUCACCUGUCCCGAAUUAAGUCAUUAAUCUUUUGAUUUUGCAGGUCGGAUUGUUGUUUAUGGAGAUAUCCUUUGAGACGUUUGCACUUGCGCCAGGAAUUACCUUUUGCACGUCGGGCUUGGCAUGAAGUCGGCACCGACCAAAUAGAUAGCAUCAAUAUCACUCGAAAGAAGAAUCAAUACGAGACACAAGUAUUGCUAAUA
Microdochium trichocladiopsis is the source of this 1422-nucleotide messenger RNA. RefSeq lists its product as uncharacterized. NCBI's taxonomy places the organism in Eukaryota, Fungi, Ascomycota, Sordariomycetes, Xylariales, Microdochiaceae. The record is from RefSeq and is a predicted model, not a curated record. The transcript has 3 exons. The coding region runs from base 419 to 1189 and encodes 256 amino acids.